Molecule: messenger RNA, 1094 nt
Organism: Rubroshorea leprosula
Lineage: Eukaryota; Viridiplantae; Streptophyta; Magnoliopsida; Malvales; Dipterocarpaceae
Source: the annotation of a GenBank genome assembly
AACACGAAAAGGAAACUCGAAUCGCCUCCUUUUUCCCUUUCUCACUCCCUCGACAAUAUCAUCCGUUUCUCAUUCCAUUUUGCUACCUCGUUUUCGAUAUCUCGAAUCCUUUUUCCCAGGGCUAUUUCUUUGUUACGGUUAGGGUUAGGGAUUGUUGAUGGGGCAGCAAUUGUUGAUCUACGCGUUCGUUGCUCGCGGCACCGUGAUUUUGGCGGACUUCACUGAAUUCACCGGUAACUUCACCAGCAUAGCCUCUCAGUGCCUCCAAAAGCUGCCGGCGUCUAGCAACAAGUUCACCUACAACUGCGAUGGACACACCUUCAACUACCUCGUUGAUAACGGCUUCACCUACUGUGUGGUUGCUGUCGAGUCUGUUGGCCGACAGAUUCCUAUUGCCUUCCUUGAGAGAGUCAAGGAGGAUUUCAUCAAGAGAUAUGGUGGAGGAAAAGCUUCUACAGCUGCUGCAAAUAGUCUGAACAAGGAGUUUGGGCCAAAACUGAAGGAGCAGAUGCAGUAUUGUGUCGAUCAUCCAGAGGAGAUCAGUAAGCUCGCCAAAGUGAAAGCUCAAGUCUCUGAAGUCAAAGGUGUUAUGAUGGAAAACAUAGAGAAGGUUCUUGACCGUGGAGAGAAAAUUGAGCUUCUGGUGGACAAAACAGAGAACCUUCGUUCUCAGGCGCAAGAUUUCAGGCAGCAGGGAACCCAGAUCCGGAGGAAGAUGUGGUAUCAGAACAUGAAGAUAAAGUUGAUAGUCCUCGGUAUCCUGGUUGCCUUGAUUCUCAUCAUAGUACUGUCGAUAUGCCAUAAUCAUUGCUAGUUGAACGAGUUUGAAUGGCGUUUGCAUGCCAUUGGAGUUGUCGCUUUGUCACCAGUGGAUUGAUGGUGCUGCAUUCAGAAGUUACUAUCAAAGCUGUUUAGCUAUCUUUUUCUUUCCUUUUGUUUCUUUUUGGGAGUACACGGGCUGGCUCUUCCCCUGUAGCCUAAUAUACCGUAAGACAAUGGAUGUAUAUUUUGUUGGGAAAUGCAUCUUUAGAUCUUGAUUGAAAUUAAUGCCCGUGCUCUAAACUUAUAAAUGGAAAUAGAUUUGAAAAAGUAUU